This is a messenger RNA of Nerophis lumbriciformis (worm pipefish), 1272 nucleotides long. The record is from RefSeq and is a predicted model, not a curated record. Lineage: Eukaryota; Metazoa; Chordata; Actinopteri; Syngnathiformes; Syngnathidae.
AUGAUGUGGGAGGUGGUCAUCCCAAAAGGCCUGUCAGGUGCCAACCCCAAACAACACAAGGACGCAGAGCAUCAUAGCGAAUGCACAGCUGAUCUACCAAAUCUGCAGAAGGUCCCAGAGGAAAAAGAGAUCACAGCGGUUUAUCAAGUGGAGGUGGGCCCGGCACCGUCACUUCGGGGAAGCCGUGCGCAAUGGGGAGAUACCCAUUGGUUGACGCAACUAGCUCACAUUGCUACUGGGCCUCAGAGCCCACUACUACAGGCGGUUCCACACAGAAAUUUUUCCGCCCGAAGUGAUUUACAUUCAUACGCUCGGCCUCCCCCUGCUAACUCCACCAGAUGCUCACUAUCCGAUGAUGACGACACAGCCUGGAGUGUUGCCUGGCCUGACACUGCCUGGCAUUGUUUUCUUAAAGGUACUCACCUGCGUUUCCACAGUGGCUCCAAUGUAAAGUGGCACAAUGUCGAGGAUCUUCUGUCUGUAGAUGAGGAAGAGUCUAUAUCUUUGAAGAAUUACGGCUGUGAAGGUUUGCAGCUUGUGGCCUAUUCAGAAAAUGUGCUAUCCGGUCAGGCGGUGUUGCAGCUGACCUUUGACCCUGGCGCUUCUGGCCAUGGCUUGUUAAGUGCACGCUGUCAACUUGACCAUCCAUUCUACGUCAAAAACAAAGGUUGGUCGUCCUUCUACCCGAGCUUGACAGUGGUGCAUUAUGGGAUAGCGGGUUAUGAAAUGGAGAUAGGCGACAUGUGUCUGCCUCCGGGACACAGGGACGCCGAACAUAAAGAUGAUUCGCUUGUCUUCGACACAUUUAAAAGUUAUGAUUUCACCCCUCUGGACUCCUCUGCGGUUUACCUGCUAAGCAGUAUGGCCCGACGUCGGCAUGCCUCCCAGUCCAGCGGGGGAGCCGUUUCACCAGACAGAGACACGUUACAAGGCAAGCCCACGCCCAGCCACUUCCACUCACACCGCAAGCCAAUGAAAAACAUCAGUGUCAGCCCAGCAGAAAGUUACCACGCAACCCCCAAGUGCAAGCGACCAAUGAACGCGUUCAUGCUUUUUGCCAAGAAAUUCAGGGUGCAUUACACACAGAUGCACCCAGGCAAGGACAACAGAGCAAUCAGCGUGCUCCUUGGCGAACGCUGGAAGAAAAUGCGAAGCGAAGAGCGGCGCAUGUUUACCUUACAGGCCAAAGCGCUCGCCGAUGAACAGAAGAGGCUCGACCCGGACUGCUGGAAACGAAAACGCACUGACUACGGUUUUCAAGGAGACAAGUAA